Monoraphidium neglectum is the source of this 771-nucleotide messenger RNA. RefSeq lists its product as hypothetical. The coding region runs from base 1 to 771 and encodes 256 amino acids. The transcript is spliced from 4 exons. The record is from RefSeq and is a predicted model, not a curated record. NCBI's taxonomy places the organism in Eukaryota, Viridiplantae, Chlorophyta, Chlorophyceae, Sphaeropleales, Selenastraceae.
AUGUGCCAGCCGGACCCUGCCGCCGCGCCCUCGGUGCUGGUGGCCGCGGGCUUCCACGGCAGCUUUUGUCCCCCAUGCUUCGCGUCUGGCCUACCCAGCCUCUGCUCCCACAAGCCGCCGGUCUGGUCGGCCAGCCUGUGUGUGCUGGACGUGCGCUGCCCCGGCAGCGGCGUCACCGCCCGCUACUCCGCGAUGCACCGCUCCAUCUUCCCCGCCAUACGGGCGUCUCGCGGGCACUAUAUCUUCACGAGUCACGGCAGUACCCCCAUGGCGGCCUGGGACCUGCGGAAGAUGGGGGCGGGGCCGCUGUACCAGGAGGAGCGGCUGCCUGGGGGGAUAGGGGGUGGCGACGGGGACGAGGUUGAUGACGAGGACGAGGAUACGUCGAGCGACGACGGCGCGUCGCUGGGGCAAUGGACGUCCAUGCAAGUGGACGGGGCGUCGGCCGCGAUGGGAGCGGGGGAAAGAGAGGAAGAGCUGCAAAAUGGAGAGGUGGAACAACAGCAGGCUGCAGCCGGCACGUGCCAGGGUGUGGGCGCGCGGGCGGCUGCGGCGGCGCCCGCGAGGCAUGCGGCAGCGGCGGGGAUUGCGGCGGAGCCGGCCGGCAAGACGCACCACGCCCUGUGGCUGGAGGCGAGCGAGGACGAGCUGCUGGGCCGGGACGAGCUCGGCAUCCUCGGCGAUUUCAAAUUUGCCCUUGCGCAACCAAAAGCCCUUUCCGCCAAGAUCUCUGAUGGCAGCAAGCCGUGCCCGCUUCCUGCCACCUUUUGA